This is a messenger RNA of Heterostelium album PN500, 1497 nucleotides long. RefSeq names its product SOS response-associated peptidase. Lineage: Eukaryota; Evosea; Eumycetozoa; Acytosteliales; Acytosteliaceae. The transcript has 3 exons. The record is from RefSeq and is a predicted model, not a curated record. Gene Ontology annotation, molecular function: single-stranded DNA binding. Gene Ontology annotation, biological process: DNA damage response. The coding region runs from base 1 to 1497 and encodes 498 amino acids.
AUGUGUGGAAGAGCAGUCUGUACUUUGAAUCCACAGGAAAUUCAUGCCAGAACCGACACCAAUGAAUUCAUUGGGGGUUCAAGAUAUCAACCAUCCUACAAUGUCACUGCAGGAAUGAAUCAACCAGUAAUUACAAACUAUUUGAAUUUAACAAGAUCAGUAUCAGGUGGUAGAAUUAAUAAUAACAAUAAUAGUAAUAAUAGUGAUAAUAAUGAAGAUAAUCAAGAUAAUAUAAAUGACGAAUGGAAUGAAUCAACCAAUAAUCAUGUCAGUGGCUCCGUAAAUAAUGAAGAUCAACAAUCACAACAACAACCACAACAACAAAAGAAUCAAAGAGUUGUAAUGUCAAUGUUAUGGGGUGGGAUUGGUGAUCCACAAUAUAAUAUAAUCAAUAUCAGAUCAGACACCAUCCCAAACCAUUCACUGUUUAAAUCGUUGUUGAAGCGUCAACGAUGUUUGAUUGUUGCCGAAGGUUUCUACGAGUGGCAACACGCAAAUGGCGAUAUGGCAAGCACCAAAAUACCACCAUCACCUUAUUAUUUCUAUCAGCAACCAAACAGUUAUUCACCAGAUAACACAAGUUUGGUAAACAGUGGAAAAUCAAUGAUAUUAAUGGCAGGUGUCUAUCAGAUCAAGAAAUCUGCAACUGGCGAAGAUGUGUUUCGUUACGCGCUGAUCACUACCGAUGCUUUCAAAGGAAUGUCAGGAGUUCAUCAUAGAAUGCCAGUUAUUCUCACCGAUGAGAAUGACAUCAAUCAUUGGCUGAGACCUUACGAUGAGAAAACCAGUGGUUCUCCAGCAGAUUUACACUCACUUUAUAAACUAAUGAAACCAUAUGAUGGAUUAUCAUUUCAUAAAGUACCUGUUUUAGUAAAUAACAUUAGAUUUAAUUCACCAGAUUGUAUUAAACCAGAGAAAGAAUACUUUGCAAAGAGUGGUAUCGAUCGAUUCUUCCAGGUGAAAGAUAAGAAUAGCGAUAAUGAUAAUCUAUCAAUUCCAAUGUCAUUUGAAUACAAUGAUAAUUUAAGUGAAGUUUCAACACUAGAGGAAAUUCAAAGUUCUCAAUCAGCAGCAUCAUCAUCAACAUCUUUUUCUUCAUCACAAACAAGUUCACAAGAAUAUUUUUCACAAUCAACACAAUCUUCACAAUCCACACAAUUAUCAAAUAGUUUUUCUUCUGUAUCAUCAAUUGCAUCUGUAACAUCAUCCACAUCAACAUCAUCACUAUCCACAAUCUCAUCUCUUUCAACAAUGAGAAUACAAUCACCAACCAAACCAAAGAAACCUGUAAAUACAACAGCAAAUUUAAUUAAUGCAAAGAAGAACCAGCAAAGUGCAAAAGCUAAAUCUAGUGGAAUAGAGAGAUUCUUUGAAGUAAAACCAAAAUCAAAUGAAGACAAUGACAUUAACACCACUGCAACACCAACUUUGACUGUAACUGCAAAAUCAACAAAACCAACAACAACUACUACUACUUCAACACCAAACAAUAUUUAA